This is a messenger RNA of Oreochromis niloticus (Nile tilapia), 1970 nucleotides long. Its product is annotated as granzyme B(G,H). Bases 1095 to 1862 code for a protein of 255 amino acids. Gene Ontology annotation, biological process: proteolysis. The record is from RefSeq and is a predicted model, not a curated record. Gene Ontology annotation, molecular function: serine-type endopeptidase activity. NCBI's taxonomy places the organism in Eukaryota, Metazoa, Chordata, Actinopteri, Cichliformes, Cichlidae. The transcript is spliced from 5 exons.
UUUUUAUUAUAUUUUAAUGUUUGAUGAGUGUUUGAUCAACAAUGAAAUCUUUAAGGUCUUUCAUAAUGGGUGUUGUCUGUUGAAGUUUGAGGUGGUGUGAAUGAGGAUGGUGUCUGAGCCUGAUGACUGUCAGACUGUCUGCACAAGUUUCAUGCCUCAAUCUGGGCGUCAGCAGAGCUGUGUGGAAUUUUUUUGGUCCACGUGUUUGAUUAGGCAAAUAUUUUAUGCUGCAUGUCCUUCCUGAUGUAACCUUCCUCAUUCUUCUGAGCCCCCAUAACCUGUGGGCCUAGCAAGCCACCUUUAACACCUUUAACAUGGACAAGUGGGGAGGGGAACAGCUGGGUCUACCUAUACCCACGUUUCCUGAUUUUUUUUUCUUAUUUUUCAAAUGUUUUGAUUGUGAUUUUUAAAAAUAAAAUUGAAUCAAACCUCAGCAGCAUCUUGAAAACCGGGUAAGGGUGAAAGGUGAAGUGCACGAUGGACAGGCCGGCAGUCUGUGACAGUGUUAGUAACACAGCCAACUCGAUUACAAAAAGAAAAAAUGUGUUCAUUUGUUGAGAUGAUCAGGAGUGAAGAGAGUGAAGAUGAGUGGACUGACUACAAGGGGAAGGCUUUAGUUUUCAGAUUUACCUGAUUUAUUGUCACAGUGAGGAGAAGCAGGUCCUCAUAACGAGACUGAAAGACAGCAAAGAAAAAAAUCAGAAAUGAGCAUGAACUACAAAAACAGCCACUCGUUCAAUCUGACCAAGUGUGAUUUCCACAGAGAAGAAUCUCGGUGUUACACACGAGGUUUCACCCAUUAAAUGAUUAAUAACCACAGACGAUCAGGAGGCCCAAAGGCUCUUAAAUUACAUGAAUAAAAGUGAGCAGCAAAUCGAGUUAAAAUAAUGACGACUAAACAUGAUGAAUGUGUUUCACACCGAUAAGCUGAUGAACAAGAUGAUAACACCAGUUUCAAUCUUACGCUGAGUAAAGGAUGUGGCUGAAAGCCAAAUUUGAUGGAUUAUAAUCAUAUUUGGCAAUGAAGCAAACUGCUGUAUAAAAGGUUCACCUCAGCACUCCUACAAACACAACUUUACCUUUGUGCUGGCAUCAUGCUCGGUCUGCAGAAAUUUCUGCUCCUCCAUGUUCUGGCAUGGCUCGGACAACUUGCACAUGGAAGUGACAUCAUAGAUGGUGAAAAAGCCCCAGAGAACUCGAUGCAGUACAUGGCCUCUGUGCAGAACAACAAUGGUCACCAUGUUUGUGGAGGAUUUCUCAUCACUGAGGACUUUGUAGUCUCGGCUGCACACUGUUAUAACUGGACCCUCACACACGUUGUUCUUGGCAACCACAAUCUGAAGAACGGCAAUCAUCAAAAAAUAAAGAUUGAAAACAAAACCAUCCCUAAAAAUUAUAUAAAAGUUGGACUUGGUAAUGACAUCAUGCUGAUUAAACUGCUUGAGAAAGUUCAGCUAAAUGACAGGGUACAAACAAUUCAGCUUCCACCUGCUGAAAUAAACCUUCAAGAAAACCAAGUGUGUCAGGUGGCUGGAUGGGGAAAAACUAAAACUGGUGAUAAUAAACCUGCUGAUGAGCUGAUGGUGGUGGACGUGUCUGUCAUUGACAAACAAGUCUGUAAUGAACUAUGGGGUGAUCUUCCUGACAAUGUUACCUGUGCAGGUGGAUAUGAAACAACCAAAGGAUUCUGUCAGGGAGAUUCUGGUGGUCCUCUGGUGUGCGACGGGUUGGCUGUUGGCGUUGUUUCUUUCAACUAUGAAAAAAACUGCAAUUACCCCGAUAAACCCAACGUCUAUACGGACAUCUCAAAAUACCGUCAGUGGAUUGACAAGGUUGUCAAAUCCAGAAAAUAUGAAGAGUAAAAACUUCACUGAAAGUUUGGCUUGUAUAUUAUUGUCAGCAAAUGUCAGCAUUUCUGAUCUUCUGUUAGCAUAACCAAAAAUGAAAAUAAAAAUAUACCCAGCAUUAAA